AUGUCGCUCUACUCAUGGGAGCAACCCGCGCCAAAACCACGCUACUACGCUCAGGCGCUGUCUGUAGAGGACCUGAAAGCGCUCGCACAAGGCGAGAAGAACCACAACCUCCAAGAGUGGUCGGACGAGCGCCUUUACACUCACCAUGAGGGUCGCAGGGGCUUGAUACCCCAGGCCAUGCCCUUGGAAGAGAAGAUAAUCGCGCUCGCGGGGAUUGAGCACAAGAUGCAGCAAAGCCAGCCCGCUGUAGCCAAGACGAAGGAGAAGCCUGAGGAGUACGAAGAGCCGCGCAACCGUCGCUACUCACACGCCCGUGCAGCUAGUAGCGGAGAUUAUUUCUACCAGCCGUCCAGCUCUCGCACAACCGCAAACAACACCCGUCGUAUCUCGCCUCUAGCAACCCCAUCAGGCCCGUCAUCCUCUAGCUCUUCGAACCAUGUACGCAGCCCUCUGAACCAAGAAGUGCGCUUCCGCGCUAACCCAGAGGCGACAUUCGAGUCUUUCCUCGUGCCACACAAGUCUGGAACGGGUGAGGUCCUUGCGGAGUCUAAGAACGCGAUGAAGGAUAAGACGCCGACGGCGAGCCUGAGCCCAAGUCCGAAGGCGUUGGCGAAGGUUAGGCGGUUGACGAAGAUGCCGUCGAUGCCGCUGCUGCGGAAGCGUAGUAGUGGUUCGUGA
This is a messenger RNA of Alternaria conjuncta, 678 nucleotides long. RefSeq lists its product as uncharacterized. The coding region runs from base 1 to 678 and encodes 225 amino acids. Lineage: Eukaryota; Fungi; Ascomycota; Dothideomycetes; Pleosporales; Pleosporaceae. The transcript is spliced from 2 exons. The record is from RefSeq and is a predicted model, not a curated record.